GCCGGAGCGCAGGGCCGAGCCUGCUCCUCUCUCGCAGAGCACGUGGACGCUCAGCCCGGGGUCCCACCUCUCUCGCGGGUGUCGGACUCGCUCCAGCCGCGGCGCCCUCCGUUCCGCGGCAGCCGGCGGAAGUGCGAUGCCGGAAGUUGCGUCAUCCCCGUGCGCGGGCAGCGUCCGCGGUCAGGCCGUGCGGAGCGUGGAGCUGCUGCUAUGGCUUCCAGCGGCGUCGGCGCGAGCGCUGGCGGCUCGGCAAGUGAAGCUCCCGAAAUCCCAGACAACGUGGGAGAUUGGCUGCGGGGCGUCUACCGCUUCGCCACCGACAGGAAUGACUUCCGGAGGAACUUGAUCCUCAACUUGGGACUUUUCGCUGCAGGAGUUUGGCUGGCCAGGAAUUUGAGUGACAUUGACUUAAUGGCACCUCAGCCAGGGGUGUAGCCAGAUAGACACAUGGAACCCGAGAUGUACUUGAACCUCCAAACACCGAGCUUCCAGUCUGUGACCAUCACAAGACUUUCCCUGAUAGCAGCUGAAGUUUGAUUCACAUGGCUACCUUCCCUUCCCUGCCUGCUUCCCUUCGCCGGGUCUACGCAGAAUUCAUUCUCUGGUCAGCAGUCAGGCUUCAGCUGAAGUGUUGUCCUCUGUUUUGUAAAGUUCUGUACAUAAUUCCUAAGUUUCGGUAGAGAGUGAUCUCUGCUCUUUUCUUGAGGAAUAACCUGAUGGUAUUUUAACAAUUAUCUGAAAUAAAGACUGCACACAGACAGCCA
This is a messenger RNA of Myotis myotis, 764 nucleotides long. RefSeq names its product translocase of outer mitochondrial membrane 6 (gene TOMM6). Lineage: Eukaryota; Metazoa; Chordata; Mammalia; Chiroptera; Vespertilionidae. Bases 211 to 435 code for a protein of 74 amino acids. The transcript is spliced from 3 exons. Gene Ontology annotation, cellular component: mitochondrial outer membrane translocase complex; mitochondrion. The record is from RefSeq and is a predicted model, not a curated record.